AUGACGGACGCUUUGGCAGCACAGCUCAAUAAAGCCUCUUUGAACGAUGGCGCAGACGAGUCGAACUGGAAAGACUCACUCAACCUCCCUGCCAAAGAUACCAGGCAACAGACUGAAGAUGUGACGGCGACAAAGGGCCUGGACUUUGAAGAUUUCUACAUCAAGCGUGAAUUGAUGAUGGGCAUAUUCGAGGCCGGAUUCGAGAAACCCUCCCCAAUCCAAGAAGAAACCAUACCCGUUGCCCUCACCGGCCGAGAUAUCCUGGCCCGAGCAAAGAAUGGAACCGGCAAGACGGCAGCCUUUGUCAUUCCUACUCUCGAACGAAUCAACCCCAAAAACCCAAAGACCCAAGCGCUGAUCCUUGUCCCCACUCGAGAACUUGCUUUACAAACGUCCCAGGUCUGCAAGACCCUCGGAAAGCACUUGGGCAUCAAUGUCAUGGUUACCACGGGUGGUACCGGUCUCAAGGACGACAUUAUUAGAUUAGGAGAAACGGUGCACAUCAUCGUCGGCACCCCCGGGAGAAUCCUCGACCUCGCAAGCAAAGGUGUUGCAGACUUGUCCGAAUGCCCGAUAUUUGUCAUGGAUGAAGCCGACAAGCUGCUCUCCCCAGAGUUUACAGUCGUCAUUGAGCAGCUUCUUUCCUUCCACCCGAAAGACCGACAGGUCAUGCUCUUCAGUGCGACUUUCCCCAUGAUAGUCAAGUCGUUCAAAGACAAACACAUGCGAAACCCGUACGAAAUCAAUCUCAUGGACGAGCUGACUUUACGUGGUAUAACCCAAUACUACGCCUUUGUCGAGGAGAAGCAGAAAGUUCACUGCCUCAACACGUUAUUCUCAAAGCUCCAGAUCAACCAGUCGAUCAUCUUCUGCAACUCGACGAACCGGGUUGAGCUUCUUGCCAAGAAGAUCACAGAACUGGGAUAUUCGUGCUUCUACUCGCACGCCAAGAUGUUGCAGCAGAAUCGCAACAAGGUCUUCCAUGACUUCCGUGCCGGUGUCUGUCGGAAUUUGGUGUGUUCGGAUCUCCUCACCCGUGGUAUCGAUAUACAAGCUGUCAAUGUGGUCAUCAACUUCGAUUUCCCCAAGAAUGCCGAAACCUACCUGCAUCGUAUUGGUCGUUCUGGGCGAUUCGGCCACCGUGGUCUUGCUAUCAACUUGAUCAAUUGGGAUGACCGUUUCAAUUUGUACAAGAUCGAGCAAGAGCUGGGCACGGAGAUCCAACCAAUUCCCCCCUCUAUCGACAAGAGUCUGUAUGUAUAUGACAACCCUGAAACGAUUCCACGUGCAAUGCCUCCUCCAGCGCAGCCUCCAAAGACGAACCCGUCCAAUGUCAAUGCUGCCGCAAACUCCACCGCAAACAACAAUGCUACUCAUACCAACGGUCAAUACCAACAAGUUCGGAGACCACAGAAUCAGUCGAACGGAUAUGGCCAACAAUACAAUAACCAAGGACGGGGUGGUUACCGCGGGCGAGGCCGAGGUCAAGGUGGUCGUGGCCGCGGAGGUCAUCCGCAGCAGCCGACAGCAGCCCCCGUGGGUCAAAUCGCUCACUAG
Molecule: messenger RNA, 1557 nt
Organism: Fonsecaea erecta
Lineage: Eukaryota; Fungi; Ascomycota; Eurotiomycetes; Chaetothyriales; Herpotrichiellaceae
Product: ATP-dependent RNA helicase dhh1
Exons: 1
Coding region: 1-1557 (518 amino acids)
Biological process (GO): P-body assembly; cytoplasmic stress granule assembly
Cellular component (GO): cytoplasmic stress granule; P-body
Molecular function (GO): mRNA binding; RNA helicase activity; ATP binding
Source: RefSeq, a predicted model, not a curated record